AUGAGAACAAGGACAUUGCUGAGUGUUGCAUCUGGGUUUAUAAGCUUCUCCUGCGAGGCUGUGCGCAGUUGUGUAGAGAUCCAGUGUGAUGAAGACCAGCGAUGCUGCACACAAAACAGCAGCAGCAUCACGUCCAUCAAUCAACUCCCUCUGCACUCUUUCCUGGACAAUCUGGAACGGUUAGUCCGUAAACUGUCGGGACUGCUGAUCCUGCUGUUGCUCUUUGUGGUGGGUUACUUCAUUCAGCGGAUCGUAUGUCCACGUCCCCGCCGUCAGACGCCCGAGGAGCCAUCACUUCUGCAUGGACACGCGUCCCAGGACUCCCUCACAGGGGACUUCAGCUCUCCAGUGCUGCUGCUUCCCACAUACGAGGAGGUGAACUAUCUGCCCACUUAUGAGGAGAUCAUGAUGGAGGUAAAUAGAGACAAUCUGAACUCAAACACAGGAGCGAUAGAGGAAAGACGAGCAACAUUGCACACAUCUAGAAGACCCAUAAACUCUAUAUAGUCCACUCAUUGUGUUUGACUUGAUUCUGUAACAGCUGAUGCAUUCACAAUAAUGCGUCCCGUGUGUCUUCAGCAGCUGUGCACUUUUCAAGACAUUUUUAUAUUCAGGUUUGGCUCCUAAAGUAAGUGUUUUGAAAUAUCCAAUCCUAGACAGUGCCAAUUAUGUGCAGAAAUGCAUUACUAACAGUUUUCAUUUAAUUCCUGGUCUUAUUGUGCU
Carassius carassius (crucian carp) is the source of this 723-nucleotide messenger RNA. RefSeq lists its product as uncharacterized. The transcript has a single exon. NCBI's taxonomy places the organism in Eukaryota, Metazoa, Chordata, Actinopteri, Cypriniformes, Cyprinidae. Bases 1 to 507 code for a protein of 168 amino acids. The record is from RefSeq and is a predicted model, not a curated record.